Talpa occidentalis (Iberian mole) is the source of this 3776-nucleotide messenger RNA. RefSeq names its product interferon alpha and beta receptor subunit 2 (gene IFNAR2). The transcript has 9 exons. The record is from RefSeq and is a predicted model, not a curated record. Lineage: Eukaryota; Metazoa; Chordata; Mammalia; Eulipotyphla; Talpidae. Bases 117 to 1661 code for a protein of 514 amino acids. Gene Ontology annotation, molecular function: protein binding; interleukin-22 receptor activity.
GCGGACGCCGAGCCCCGGCCCCAGGUGGGGGACCCCGGGCGGGCACCCCGGAGGGAAGCGGCGCGGCGACACUGCCAAGAUGUGGAAGUAAAUAAAGGACUUACAAAAUAACAAAGAUGCUUUGGAACCAGAAUGCCCCAGCAACUACAGUGCAAACUUUGUCUGGCCUGGUGUCCAUCAGCCUCCUGUUGGGUGUUUCAUGUGUCUUGCCUGGUGCUUCAGAUAAAGCUUGCACUUUUAAUAUGACAUUACGGAAGCUCCGACCAAUCCUGUCAUGGGAAUUUAAAAGCCAUUCAGCUGUACCAACUCACUAUACAUUGCAGUAUACAAUCAUGAGUAAAGACAAAGCGAUGAUGAGUGUUAAGAACUGUGAGAACAUCCCGAGAUCAUAUUGCGACGUCUCAGAAGUGUGGACGGAUAUGAGUGAGACCUACGUCCCCAAAGUCGUUGGCGUCCAUGGGAACACAACGCUGGGCCCCUGUUUGGGCCAGGUCCACCUGGUAACCAAAAUGUCUUUGGAGCCACCAGAGUUUGAGAUUAUUGGUUUCACUGACCACAUCAGUGUCCUCGUGAACAUUCCACCCAUGGCUUCCAAAAUCAUCGCAGAAUUACGGUACAACGCACCACUUGUCUUGGAAGAACAGUCAGAGGGGAUUGUUAAGAAGCACACAUUGCAAAUAAAUGGAAACCACACUGGAAAUUUCACUCAUGUCAUUGACCAGUUAAUUCCAAACACAAACUACUGUAUCUCUGUUUUUUUUGAGCAAAAUGAUAUGAAUCUAACGCCAACCAUAAGAUCGCCCUUCAAAUGUGUCUUCCUUCUACCUAAAGACCCAUCAGAGUCAUCGGAAUCUGGAAAAAUAGGAGGAAUAAUACUUUUUAUGUUUUUAAUAUCAGUUAUUGGCCUAUGCACCAUAAUAAUACUGAAACGGACUGGUUAUAUUUGCUUACAAUAUGAUUUCCCCGAAGUUUUGAGUUUUUAUAACUUGUCAUCCUGCACAUUUCUGAACCUGCCACCAUCAGAAGCAAUAGACAAAGUGGAGGUCAUUAUUGUCAAAAGAAAGAAGAAAGUGUGGGACUAUAACUAUGAUGACAGUGACAGUGAUACUGAAGAAGCCCCCCGGGCCAGUGAGGGUGGUUACACCAUGCAUGGGCUCACAGGCCGGCUUCUCUGUCUGGCAUCCACCUCCUCAGAGACCUUAAAGGACCACACAGACCCAGAUGCUGAGGAAUCUGAGGAACCUGACAUGUCCGGGCCUGAGGAUGACACUGAGCCACUAAUGGCCCUGGGGCCCAGCCCCCGGCGGUCAGAAUACCCAGGCAGGACCCCCGAGGGCUCUGGGAAUCUGCUACAGGAGCCCUUACUCCAGGAGACCAGCAGCUCCCCCGAGGGUUCUGGGAACAGAAUUGUCUUCAAUGUGAAUUUAAAUUCUGUAUGUAUGAGGGUCCUGGACGACUCAGAAGUCCCUCAGAUGUUAACUCUGCCAGAAGACACAGUCGACCUAGAAGAUCCUGAGGAAAUAGAAUCCAGCCCACUGUGGGCCAGUGGAGAAGAGACAGGGGCCUCUGAGGAGAGCCUCUGUCCUGCAGAUGUUCCUUCCGAUACUAGUGACGCUUGCGGAUCAGAUGUUGACUUCGGGAAUGGUUAUCUAGCCAGAUGAGUCCAGAACACAUCUGAUGCGCUUGGACUAACAGAUUCUUCAAGGGGUCUCUCCGCCUGCAGUGAUUGGCUUCUCCUGGAAAUGUCAUCUAUGCCAAGAGGAGGUGGGGAACAGUAUGGUAGUGUCAUUCAGUGCCUGUUUACAUGUUCAGGGCGAUACCUUUGGAGGAAGAAGCCCUUCCUUUCCCUCUACUCUCCUGCAUUAUAAUGCUCCUGCUCCCGGAGCAGGGCGCAAGUUCGCCUGAGGUUCUGAGGGGUGGUCCAAGACCCGGCCAGAUUUCUGGGAAAUAAUUCAAUGGGGUCAUGGUGGGAGCAUGGGGAGGGAAUGAGGACACCGGCAGGGUCCAUAGCAGCAUUUUCCAGUGGUUCGGGAAAAGAAAAGGACAGCAGGCUGAUGAGGAGGGAGGCAGCUUGGGCACCUCCAAAGUGGCUUUCUCUGGCCUCCACAUUGAGAACUCCACUAGCCCCUCCUCCAGCUCGCCUCAGGUCCAGGGAAGAUAGCAGACCCGCACAUGGAAAUCAUGCUAGUGUCAGCCAGGCAACUAAGACACAGAGGAGUCAUUUGUGUGAAGGAAUAGCAUAAAAUCUCAGUGCCAUAUUUUAAGAUUUUAAAACAAAGUUAGGGAACAGAUGCAAAAGUGCUUCUAGGUCUUGAGGAGAAACAGGCAUAAAAACCCUAGAGAUCCAAUUUAACGAUUUAGAAAGCACAAUGUAUACUGAUUCUAAACGCCCUAUAUGUGACCACUAUUCCUGUGAAGGGGGGGGGGUGCGUGCUUUGAAGCUGUGGAAAGUUCUCAAAUGUCAUGUAGCAAACAGUACAGAAUAGGGACUCAGGCAUGACUGCCAUUUCUCUGGGUGGUCCUGGUACUUUGCACAACCACUCAGCCUCAGUUUCUCCAUUUGCAAAAUAAGGGGAUUGGGCUGUGUAAUCUCCAGGAUCCCAUGAGGACAGGAGAAGUAUUAGAUAAUAGGUAUGAAGACUCCAGUGGAGGUGCUAGCAGGGACAGGGCUCCAGGCAGAAGGGCCCGCCUACAGAUCCCACCCCACCCCAGCAGGGUUGGCGGCACCUUUCUUCAAGGCAAACUCAAAACAAGAAAAACAAAAAGUGCAUGAGCCCUACUUUCAAAGAUUUUAAAUAGAAAUUUUGUAUCGUUGCUCUAAAGAACUCAGAGAGGCCUAUGAAGAGGGAGCUGUUACUUAAUAAUUGAAUGAAACACCUUAAGAAAAGGACCUCAUAUACCUAGUCCAUUACUCAGACCUCCGUCUGCCUUGAUGGUAUUUUGAAAGCUUUCCAGAGUCAAUCUUGGGAACAACGUUUUUAUGGCUGCUUGGGGGUGGGGUGUUCCGGGAAGGGGGGGUGCCUAUGAGCGUGUGUUUUAAUUUUUGUAUAAUGGUUGGCGAUUGGGAAAGGAUAAAAGAUACUUUUUACACAAACAUGGUAAUGUCUUCAGAGCCAGUGUCUGCAGCAGGGGCACGCGCGCUGCCCUCCCCGGCUGCCCGCAAAGAGGGGUCAAGAGCUCCUUCGCAGGCCUGGGGUGCUAACGUCAGAAUGUAGGCACAUCCCGUUUCGCAACAACAAAACUCCCCUAGACUGAAAAUGAGGAUUAAGCAGAAUUAAACUAACCAUUCUGUAAUCUCUCUUCCCUCACCCCCAUGAUUAACCUUUAACUGGUCCCACCUGCAUUCCUGGGACCUUGAAAAAUGGAUUGUUACACCCCUAAUAAAAUUCUCCGUGUCCUUCUGGGGUUGAUGGCGGCAUCGGAAACAGACAUCAGUGAUUGCUGAGAAAUCUCCCUGCGGGGGCAGUCGAACACCUGGACUCAUGUCACCUGGACGCAGGCCCCUGUUGGGCCUGCAGACUUGAAGCCCUGCGCUCCCCUCACAUUCCUUCCCCCUUAUAAAAGGCAGCCCUCCCACCAUGGGGGGCCCCAGCACUGGGGGGCCGGUGUCUGGGCCCUGCCCGGCCUGGUCUCUUAAGGGCCAUCUGGAACACUCCACGUAAGUGUUAUGGGGCAGCCCCGAUAUUGAACGGGUUCCUGGCUGUGGGUCUGUUAGGGGGAAAUGAUGUCCUGAGUUAAUCCCAUGCAGGCUUCGUGGACCCCACCCCCACUCCAGA